Molecule: messenger RNA, 657 nt
Organism: Arabis nemorensis
Lineage: Eukaryota; Viridiplantae; Streptophyta; Magnoliopsida; Brassicales; Brassicaceae
Source: the annotation of a GenBank genome assembly
AUGUUGACGAAGGCGCUUCGGAUUUUGAAACCCAGGUCUAUUCUGGGAAGUUCUCUCCUCCGUCGAUCGGUUUGUGUCCCUACUCCGUCGCCGACGUUUUCUUCUUCCGCCGGAACUGUUUCCCGUACGACGGCUGAUGCGGCGGAGAUUGACGCCGAUGAUGCAAUUGCUUACUCGGACCCAACUGAAUCGGCGACUGCGAUUCCGCUGAUGAUGUCCGGACAUCUUCAGCCACGUGUCGUAGUGUACGACGGAGUCUGUCAUCUUUGCCAUGGAGGUGUGAAGUGGAUAAUCAAAGCGGAUAAGUACAGAAAGAUAAAGUUCUGCUGCCUUCAGUCUAAAGCUGCUGAGCCAUAUUUAGCAGUGAGUGGAGUCACUAAGAAGGAUGUUCAGAAGCGAUUUCUCUUUAUUGAAGGUCUCGGGUUGUACCAUCAGGCAUCAACAGCUGCACUUCGAGUGGUAUCAUACUUGCCUCUGCCUUAUUCAGCAUUGAACGCUUUCUCCAUAGUUCCCACUCCUCUGAGAGACUCGGUGUACGACUAUGUGGCGAAGCAUCGUUAUGAGUGGUUUGGAAAGGCUGAAGAUUGCUUGGUUCUGAAAGACAAAGAGCUGCUGGAGCGGUUUAUAGACCGAGAUGAACUCGUUGAUCGAAGCUAA